This is a messenger RNA of Cynocephalus volans (Philippine flying lemur), 1128 nucleotides long. RefSeq names its product UDP-GlcNAc:betaGal beta-1,3-N-acetylglucosaminyltransferase 6 (gene B3GNT6). The record is from RefSeq and is a predicted model, not a curated record. Gene Ontology annotation, molecular function: UDP-glycosyltransferase activity; hexosyltransferase activity. Lineage: Eukaryota; Metazoa; Chordata; Mammalia; Dermoptera; Cynocephalidae. Gene Ontology annotation, cellular component: Golgi membrane.
AUGGCUUUUCCCUGCCGCAGGUCCAUGAUACCAAAGGCUCUGGCCCUCCUCCUGGUGGAAGUGAGUUUCUUGGCACUGCACCUGUGGUUCCUCCAUGCCCCGAGGUCCCCUUAGAAGUGGGAGGGCCCCACCGAAGAUCCCGCGGCCGCCACGCAGCCGUCGGCGCUCAACCCGGGGGCCCCGUGCGUGGGCAACGCCUCGGUGAACACCACGGCUGACUUUGAGCAGCUGCCUGCGCGGAUCCAAGACUUCCUGCGGUACCGCCACUCCCGCCACUUCCCGCUGCUCUGGGACGCUCCGGCCAAGUGCGCGGGCCGCCGUGGCCUCUUCUUACUGCUGGCCGUGAAGUCGUCGCCCGCGCACUACGAGGAGCGGCGCGAGCUCAUCCGCCGCACGUGGGGGCAGGAGCGCAGCUACGGCGGGCCGCCGGUGCACCGCCUCGUCCUCCUGGGCACGCCGGGGCAAGAGGCGGCGCGCACCGAGCGGCUGGCGGCGCUGGUGGGCCUAGAGGUGCGCGAGCACGGCGACGUGCUGCGGUGGGCCUUCGCCGACACCUUCCUCAACCUCACGCUCAAGCACUUGCACCUCCUCGACUGGCUGGCAGCGCGCUGCCCGCACGCGCGCUUCCUGCUCAGCGCAGACGACAUCUUCGUGCACACCGCCAAAGUGCUCUGCUUCCUGGGGGCACAGCCGCCCAUCGGCCACCUCUUCAUCGGACAGCUCAUGCAAGGCACCGUGCCUGUCCGCGACAGCUGGAGCAAGUACUUUGUGCUUCCGCAGCUCUUCCCCAAGCGGGAAUAUCCAGUGUACUGCAGCGGCUGCGGCUUCCUGCUGUCCAGCCACACGGCCCGGGCCCUGCGCACGGCUGCACGCCACACCCCGCUCUUCCCCAUCGACGACGCCUACAUGGGCAUGUCUCUGCAGUGCGCCGGCCUGGUGCCUAGCGCGCACAGGGGCAUCCGGCCCCACGGCGUGCAGCUGCCCGGCUCCCGGCAGCCCCCCUUCGACACCUGCGUCUACCGCAAGCUGCUCCUCGUGCACCGCUUCGCGCCGUACGAGAUGCUCCUCAUGUGGAAAGCACUGCAUGACCCUGCACUGAGCUGUGGCUGGACACCCAGGGUCUCCUAA